Messenger RNA from Danio aesculapii, 2888 nucleotides. It is a transcript of the gene clcc1, whose product is annotated as chloride channel CLIC-like 1. The coding region runs from base 315 to 2069 and encodes 584 amino acids. The transcript is spliced from 10 exons. The record is from RefSeq and is a predicted model, not a curated record. Lineage: Eukaryota; Metazoa; Chordata; Actinopteri; Cypriniformes; Danionidae. Gene Ontology annotation, molecular function: chloride channel activity. Gene Ontology annotation, cellular component: endoplasmic reticulum; membrane.
UUAAUCUAGCUGUGUGUAUCUAUGUGCCAAUGAAUGACAGCUCUAACGCUUUCAACAUCUAAGGAAAUGUUUGGCUAGUGCAGUUUAUAAAUAUAAUUACAGCAUCUGCAGACUUUUUAGCAAAAUAAUAUGCUCUUUUUUUGUGUUCGGUUGAGAGUGUAAUUUUGGUAGUCGUUAUUUGCAUGCGAUACAAUUUAGGUUAAUGUAGACUAACCGAGUCGCAAAACUAGCUGCAUUUGAACCUGAGAUACCUUUUUAUGACAGUCGAAAGUGAAACAGCCAGUCAAGAGUUUUAUUAACUUCCUGUUGGGAUUAUGAAUCUGCCAAGCUCUUCAUCGUUUGGACUCUGUAGUUUCAUCGUUUUUUUCAGUUUUGUUGUUACCGAAAGUGCAAAACUCCGCUUGAACUAUGAUAAUGAUAAUGAUUGGAUUGAUCCAUAUGACAUGCUGAACUACGACCCGACGACAAAGCGAAUGAGAAAAUCCACAGAGUCUGAAAGUUACCAAAAUGUGCCAACCAAGAGGAGGGAAUUCAACUCCGAAUCCUGUGAUGUGCCAAAGUGUCCUGAUGAACAUGAAUGCAUCAAAAAACUACACAUUUUGCAGAAAGAGUUUGAUGAACAGAAAAGUAAGAGCACUGCCACCCUCUCAAAACCAGUAUGUCUUCCAGUAUUCAAGCGAUUCCUUUCCAAGCUGCUGAAGGAAACGUCAAAGCUUGGUCUGCCUGAUGAUGGAAUAACAGCAAUGCACUAUGACGCUGAGGUGAAGCUUUCCAAGCAGUCGCUGGCAGAGAUCCAGAAGCUUCUGAAUGAUGAAGACGGCUGGACCACCGGAGCCAUGGAUGAGGCUCUCAGUCAAAUUCUGGUCAAAUUCAAACUCCACGACUACGAAGCCUGGAAGUGGCGAUUCGAGGACACAUUUCAUGUGGAUGCUGAUACUGUGCUGAAGGUUUCUUUGAUUGUUCUGAUCAUCGUAGCCGUUAUCUGCACUCAGCUCUGGUCUGUGGUCUCCUGGUUUGUCCAGUUCAGGAGAAUGUUUGCCAUUUGCUUUUUUAUUAGCUUGAUCUGGAACUGGUUUCAUCUCUAUAUGCUUGCCUUUGCGGAACACAAGAAGAACAUUGUGCAGGUGGAGAGUUUCAAUGCCAAAUGUACUGGCCUAAAACAACUCAACUGGCAGGACAGUUUAUCAGAGUGGUACAGACGGACAUGGACACUUCAAGAUGAUCCUUGCAAGAAGUAUUACGAGGUCCUGGUUGUGAACCCUAUUUUGCUUGUACCUCCAACAAAGGCUAUCACGAUCACCAUAACCAACUUCAUAACAGAUCCCUUGAAGCACAUUGGUGAGGGCAUCAGUGAGUUCCUGAGAGCCUUGCUGAAGGAUCUACCCAUCACUCUCCAGAUCCCUGUGCUGAUUAUCAUCAUAUUGGCAAUCUUGAUAUUUGCGUAUGGAAGUGCUCAAGCAGCAAUACAUCAAGCAGCACGUUUUCCUCGGCUCGGCUGGCGGCAAGACCCACCACCUCCUGCAGUCGGACAGCGCCAAAAUCCUCAGCUUAGGGAGCAUGAGGAACCUUGGGAAGGGGGCGACGCUCAACAGCCACCACCAAUGCGGCAAGAAAACAGGGGGAAUCAUGUGGGAAACCGAGGGGAUCAGGGGUUCAGAGACGCCAACGCUCCGGAAAAUAGAGGGGAGGACAGAAGCAUGGAGAUCCAUCGGGACUUUUCCGCCAUUCCCAAAAGGACCCCUGUAGAGACUGUUCAAGCUGCAGGUAACACAUUUUCAGAUGAUGAAACUGAUUCUCAGCAACAGACUCAAGAGGUGGACUCUGGCGCAAAGGUUGACGAGGAAGUGAAAGUUGAGGAAAAGGAGAAAAAGGAGUCUUCUGUGGACAAAAAGGAGCAAAAAGAGACAAAAAGUCCAGACAGAAGUGAACCUGUAACCAGUGUGCCACCAUCUCCAAUAGACGUGAAAACAGUUGGAGCUGAUCAACGGAAUGAGGAGGCAUCAGCAGAUCUUCCUGACGAAGAAGAAUGCUACAGCUUUAAACAUCCAGUUCAAGAAACACAGAGUUAACAUGGUCUCAGAAGUGUUUUUGAAUGAACAGGUUUUCUAUUUUAGAUUAUUUGUGGCACAUAUUUUUAAUUCAAUGUUGGAAAAACAGAUUAUCCCCCUUAAAAUUAAAUAUGUAUUUUUGCUACUUUUGCCUUGCGUUUGGUUUCAUUUCCACACGUAAAUAUCCUGAACCACCCAAAAGAUGAUAUAAAGCUGGGGUGCUCAACCAUGUAACUGGAGAUCUAUCUUCCUGCAAAGUGUAGCCGAUCAAACGCAACUAAACCGACUAAGGAGGAUCUGAAGGAGCACUUGGUAUUUAAAGACAGGUGUGUUUGAUCAAGGUUGCAGCUGAACUCUGCAGGAAGGUAGAUCUCCAGUAAAGGGUUGAACACCCUUGAUAUGAAGAGAACAUACAAGUAUCUUAUUUGACAGAACAGUGUCAUUGGUUUAAAAGCCUAUACUGACACCUACUGGCCUGGAAAUAUAAAACCAUUUCAUUGCUGCUCCCUCUAUCACAACACACAGAAAUAAUGGACGUUGCUGGGUUAAAUCUCAAGGUUUUAUUUGUUUAUUUUUUAAUUUAAUAUUCUUAAUUUCAUAAGCCCCGGCGAGAGAAUUCGAUUUUUCGGGUAGUCUGUUUUCAUUUAUGCUCAUACCUUGUCAGUGAGUUGACUGAUAAUGGUUCCACACUGUAUGAUAUUAUGUUGUGCUAGUCAUUUAUAAUGCAUGGUUUGUUUUGUUUACAUUUAUUUUAAUGAAUAUGCUUACUUUGUAAAGUCCCUAGCUGAAAACACUAUAUGAAAUUAUUUUAUUUUAUUAAUAUUAGUAAGACUUCUGUCA